AUGGACGCUUCCAAGUGCAUUAGCGAGCCCAUCUUCAUCGGAACCGCGAUACGAUUUGUCAAUGGCACAUCUCAGUCCAUUCUCGGUGGAGAUAGCGGUCCUAGAUUGAUGCUUUUUGCUGCAGCCGUGUAUAUGGGAAUAGCAGUGUCGGGGGCAAUCUACCAACAUCAAAUCAAUAGGCUGCGCGUUAUGGUUCGGGGAGCAUUGGUUGGUCUCAUUCACCACCAGUCUCUUCAUUUGCCAGAUGAUAAAUCUCAAGACUCAUCCGCAUUGGCACUGAUUAGCUCAGAUAUUGAUAGCGUUGACUCUGUGGGGUGUUCGCGGAUGAGCGCGUAUGUUGCAAAGCACUUGGAGAAUCGGCAGAAAGACUGGAACGCGGCAACACAGAACCGCCUUGCCGCCACAUCAGCAGCUAUAGAGGGAAUCAAGAGCUUAAAGAUGAUGGGGAUGGAAGAUGCAAUCCAGUCGCAGGUCUUAUAUCUACGAAACAAUGAGAUCCAAGCAUCAAAGCGCCUACGAUGGAUUCUGGUAGCCUACAACGCAAGCGCAAAUGCACUUGGGAUUCUUGCUCCAGUCUUGACUCUUGUUCUUUUCCUCCUGUCGUCUCGAGGCGAUGGGAUAUCUACUGAUCAAACCUUUACAGCCCUUGCUCUUCUAGCCAUGGUGACACAUCCAGCCAACAUGGUUAUGACUCUUAUUCCACAGGCGAUUUCUGUUCUGGCAAACUUUGAUCGUAUCCAGACUUUUAUCAGCCAACCGUCCAUCCAAGAUACGCGAGAAGUCUUCCAGGAAGUAAGUCCUCAACAAUUCAUUUUAACACAAGCCCUAACGGUGGCACCUCCUCCAUUAUAUCAUCCUAUACUUUGUGAUUUGGACUUGGCAAUCACCAAAGGGGAAAUUGUGACUUGCGCUGGCGCUGUUGGAAGUGGGAAGACAACUCUAGCAAUGGCUGUUCUUGGAGAAGCUACUACUACCAGUGGCUUGAUCUCUAUAUCCUCCAAGGAGAUUGCAUAUUGCGCUCAAGAGCCGUGGCUACCUAGCGUCACUAUUCGCGAAGCUAUAGCAGGACAUCUCGUUGGUCUAGAUAUCGAAUGGUAUAAUACUGUGAUCGAAGCCUGCGGCUUGGUGCCGGAUUUCCAUUCGUUUGUGGCUGGUGAUAUGGCACUGAUCGAGAACAAUGGAAUGAAUCUCUCUGGGGGACAAAAGCAGCGUAUAGCUUUGGCAAGAGCAGUCUACUCGAAAUAUAAAAUGCUUGUCCUCGAUGAUCCGUUCAGUGCUCUUGAUGAAGCUGUUGCGGGUCAUAUUGUGCAAAGGCUGUUGGGCCCACGAGGUCUGUUUCGAAAAAUGGCGACUACAGUGCUUUUGAUCAGCAACUCUAUUUCAGAUCGGGUGCUACUCCUUCAUGAUUCAAGGCUCUAUCCCCGAAUGCACCUUCAAGAUCCGAAAGCAGCUGUUGGGCUUCUUUCAUUGCCUUCGAAGAAUUCCCACACCCUCAAUCUAUCAAAUGACAAUGACUCCGGAGCUCUUGGAAAGAGUCGGAAGCUACAUCUAAGCGAUGCUGAAGACGAUACCUCCCGGAGGACUGGAGAUGUUGCAAUCUAUGGGUAUUACAUUAACGCAAUCGGCCGAUCUAACAAUCUUAUGUUGAUUUUGUGUACGGCUGGUUUCUCAUUUUGUUCUACAUUUGCUCAGUAUGUUCUCAAAUGGGCGACAGAAUCGCCUAGAGACAGAUUGAACUUCUAUAUAUCUCUCUAUGCCACAAUAUCGUUCAUCGGAUGGGUGGCAACUAGUGGGACUAUGUGGGCCGCUCAAAUGAAAGUUGCUAUCAGGUCAGGCGCACUGUUACACGCACAGCUUCUCGAUCGGAUUCUUAGGGCGCCUUUGUCUUAUAUCACCAAAACUGAUAUCGGUACCAUUGUGAACAGGUUUGGGCAGGACAUAAAUCUCGUGGAUAAGCAACUUCCUCCAACGCUGGCAAAUCUCAAUACCCAAAUCUUCAAGCUUUUAAUGCAGUUGGUGCUACUCGUGAAGAUCCGACCAAUGAUGAGUCUCACUGUGCCUGUCUGCGCUAUAUGCGUUUAUUUUAUCCAGCGGAUUUAUCUUCGGACAUCUCGACAGCUACGUUUUCUUGAACUGGAGUCGAAAUCAUCAUUGCUCACGAACUUUAUGGACACGGCAAACGGCAUUGUUACAAUUCGCGCGUUUGGUUGGAAAGAGAAAUUCCAGAAAGAGAACGUGCAAGCCCUAGACCUAUCACAAAAACCUUUCUACCUCCUUCUCUGCUUACAGUGCUGGCUAAAGAUGAUGCUAGAUUGCAUCAUCACAGGUUUUGCAGUUGUUCUAAUUGCGUUCACCAUCUCUUAUCGCAACACCACUGCCGGUGCGGACCUUGGCUUGGCUCUGAACUUGAUAAUCGUCGCAAACACCACGCUUUUAAAACUUGUCCAGUCCUGGACAUCCUUUGAGACAUCCUUGGGGGCUAUUUCUCGAUUGAAGAGCAUACAAGACUGUGUGCCGACUGAAUACAACACUGAGCAUACUGUGGAUCCUGGCCUGCGAUGGCCCUCUAGUGGAAAUCUACACGUCAACGGCGUGUCAGUCGGUUAUACAAAGUCAUCGCCACUUGCCCUGCGCAAUAUAUCCUUCGUCGUUAAGCCUGGACAAAAGACCGUUGUUGUGGGUCGAACAGGGAGUGGCAAAAGUACAUUGAUGCUUUCCUUACUUCAACUUCUCGAACCCAGCGAGGGAUCAACAUUCAUCGACGACAUCAGCCUCACGCAUAUGUCACCAAGAACGGUGCGAAAACGUGGUUUCAUUGCAGUGCCACAAGAUGGGUUGACAAUUCCAACGGCCACUCUACGCUUUAAUCUAGAUCCUUAUCAUACGAGCUCAGAGGAAGAAAUAUCCCUGAGUCUUCAAAGGACUGGCCUUUGGGAUAAGAUCCAAUCUAUGGCCGAUACGGCCGAGAAGGCAGGGGCGAGUCCAAAAAGAAGCCUGCUCGAUCUUCCUAUGUUGUCAUUUCUACCACUCUCAGCUGGACAACUACAGUUACUGGCCUUAAGCCGAACACUGCUACGAGUCUGGUCUUCCGCACCGCACAAGCCGAUCGUCAUCUUGGAUGAAGUCAGCUCUUCCUUAGACUCAGAAACAGAGUCUAUUCUGAUAGAUAUUCUUCGGGACGAUCUCCGAGAUUACACUGUUGUGAUUAUCGCACAUCGUGUUGCUGGUAUCAUGGGUGCUAUGAGACCUGGAGUUGAUGCAAUUGCCACCAUGCAAGAUGGCAGGUUGCAGACUGUGUCUAUUGUCGACAGCUCUGGUUGA
Molecule: messenger RNA, 3321 nt
Organism: Penicillium coprophilum
Lineage: Eukaryota; Fungi; Ascomycota; Eurotiomycetes; Eurotiales; Aspergillaceae
Exons: 14
Coding region: 1-3321 (1106 amino acids)
Biological process (GO): transmembrane transport
Cellular component (GO): membrane
Molecular function (GO): ATP binding; ATP hydrolysis activity; ABC-type transporter activity
Source: RefSeq, a predicted model, not a curated record